GUAGAGCCCGGAAGGAAAAGUAAGCGGCCUCGGCCCCGCACAGCCCAGGAUUAAAUGUUUGCGCCAGGGCCCCUCUGGCUACCUGGUGGUGGCCCCGAGCGGCCUCGGAGGCCGCGGCGUAGCUCCUGGGUGAAGGCGUCUCUAAAUCGCUCAGCGCGGCGGCACAGGGAGCCCACGGGCCCAGCCGCGAGGUCCUGCAGGCGGCGGGCCGCGUCCUGGCCCCGCAGCUGGGCCUGCAGCAGUGCGAAGGCCGUGAGCUGCGCCGCACGUCGGAUAGGCCGCGACUCUGACAGACGUUCCACCAGCUGCGGGCUGUGCAGCAGGGCGGCCAGCAGCCGCCGCAGCACCAUCUUCUCCAAGCGCCCGGAACCCGACCUCGCCGCCCUCGUCUUCCGCCCCGCGGCGCCCGACCCGGACGCCAUAUGCCCCCGCGCAGCUUGAUGACGACACUGCCGCCCUCGGAUUGGGUCCAAUGAGAUGCUCGCCUCCGCGCGUUUCCGCUUCCGCCAUCGCGGACGCAGCCUCGUGCCGGGAGUCGCCGCAUUGUGGCCCGCUUCUCUGCACUAUGUCGGGUGGCCUCCUGAAGGCGCUGCGCAGCGACUCCUACGUGGAGCUGAGCCAGUACCGGGACCAGCACUUCCGGGGUGACAAUGAAGAACAAGAAAAAUUACUGAAGAAAAGCUGUACGUUAUAUGUUGGAAAUCUUUCUUUUUACACAACUGAAGAACAAAUCUAUGAACUCUUCAGCAAAAGUGGUGACAUAAAGAAAAUCAUUAUGGGUCUGGAUAAAAUGAAGAAAACAGCAUGUGGAUUCUGUUUUGUGGAAUAUUACUCACGCGCAGAUGCGGAAAACGCCAUGCGGUACAUAAAUGGGACGCGUCUGGAUGACCGAAUCAUUCGCACAGACUGGGACGCAGGCUUUAAGGAGGGCAGGCAAUACGGCCGUGGGCGAUCUGGGGGCCAGGUUCGGGAUGAGUAUCGGCAGGACUACGAUGCUGGGCGAGGAGGCUAUGGAAAACUGGCACAGAACCAGUGAGUGGUGAGAGCUCUGUCAGUGACAGACACUCCUUUGGCCUGUUGAAUUUGUUGAAGAACAUCAGCUAAAGUCUGCACACGAGCCCAUUUUUACCAAGAUUUGAUCAGUGUCUUUACUGAGCUGGAAGCCUCUGAAAGUUAUUAAAGGACAGAAUCCAAAAGAAUGCCUUUAAUUCUUGUCUGAGAAUCUUGGCCAUGUGUCAGAUUAUCAGAACAAUUUUGUUACCAGGUCAGAAAUUGUGUUCUUUGACAAGAUUGGAUCUGUAAUGUUGAUUAGUCUUUAGCCAUAACCACUACACUUUUAGAAAGACAGAAAAAUUUAAAAAUUUGUUUUUACCAUAAUGAGUCUUAAGUAGGUUCAUGAUCUACAUUGGGGCCUGGGAUUUUUUUUUAAUUUUAAGUUUGCAUGAGAUAGCCUAAUAAAUGGAGGUGGGGCCAGGCAUGGUGGCUCACACGUGUAAUCCCAACACUUUGGGAGGCUGAGGAGGAAGGAUAGCUUGAGGCCACGAGUUUGAGACUAGACUGGGCAACAUAGCAAGACCCUGUCUCUACAAAGCAAAACGAAAAACAACAAAUGGAGUUGUGCUAUGUUGUAUUGCUUUGCACAAAAUUAGGAACAGGUGUUUGACAAUUGAAUUUGUUUUCUAUGAAUUCUAACCUCUAAAGGCAUGCUUAGAGGUCAAGGACCUUCCUGUGUAGUUGGUGCAAAAGCAAUCUCCACAGGACAGCACUGCUUCCAUGCUUCAUACAUCAGGAAAUGAGGCCAGAACUUGAGCAUUUACUAACACGUUUUUCAAAAGAUGUCAAGUGUUAUACCUAAAGCUAAAAAAAAGCAAGGGUCUGUCAUAGAGGGAACCUCUAAAUAAUUUCAGGGGUAGGGGAGAUGUUGUCAAUAGGAAAUGGGAUAAAAUAUCAAGAGACAAUGAAAACACUGCCUUGACAUGAGGACCAGCAAGUUUAUUCUUUUCAUUUUCAGUGAUGUUGGGAACGGACUGGGUUUAAAAAGGGAGCUUGAAGAUGGAAUGUUUAACAGUCACAGAAGGUUCCUGCAGCAGAUGCCUCUUUUAGCCAUUUCUCAUUUUUUUCCUCAAAUUUUACCUACUGAGGCUCACGCCUUCACAGUGAGCUGAUGGUCUCUACAGGGGAGGGGAGUCUAGGGAAUUUAUUUGGUAUUUGUAAGGCAAGAGGUGAUUUCUCUCUAAUAUAUCUGAGUUAUUGCUCAUUUAAAACUGUUAAGUCCAGUAUAAUUUUCCCUGAUAUGAAAAAAUGUGCAUUUUUUUCACUUAGCAACAAAGUACCUUCUAAUUUCCAAUAGUCCGUGAAAGUUGGGGCUGAAGUACCUUAGUGUGAAUGUCUCUCCGUUAAACUGAGUGUAGAAAUCUGAAUUUUUAAAAGAGCUGUAACUAGUUGUAAGUGCUUAGGAAGAAACUUUGCAAACAUUUAAUGAGGAUACACUGUUCAUUUUUAAAAUUCCUUCACACUGUAAUUUAAUGUGUUUUAUAUUCUUUUGUAGUAAAACAUAACUCAGAUUUCUACAGGAGACAGUGGUUUUAUUUGGAUUGUCUUCUGUAAUAAUAGGUUUCAAUAAAGCUGGAUGAACUUA
Gorilla gorilla gorilla (western lowland gorilla) is the source of this 2638-nucleotide messenger RNA. RefSeq names its product nuclear cap binding protein subunit 2 (gene NCBP2). Gene Ontology annotation, molecular function: RNA cap binding. The record is from RefSeq and is a predicted model, not a curated record. Bases 473 to 1036 code for a protein of 187 amino acids. NCBI's taxonomy places the organism in Eukaryota, Metazoa, Chordata, Mammalia, Primates, Hominidae. Gene Ontology annotation, biological process: mRNA cis splicing, via spliceosome. Gene Ontology annotation, cellular component: nuclear cap binding complex. The transcript has 4 exons.